Cuscuta epithymum is the source of this 1401-nucleotide messenger RNA. The record is from the annotation of a GenBank genome assembly. Lineage: Eukaryota; Viridiplantae; Streptophyta; Magnoliopsida; Solanales; Convolvulaceae.
AUGCCAACACUUACCCUCACCUUCGCGAAGUUGCCAUUGCAGCCGAGCACGGUCAGCUAGAGUCUCUUCGCCAUGCCCUAGGCAACUUAAGUAACAUUAAUGAACCAGUAGAAGAUGGAGACACAGCUCUGCAUCUUUCCUGUUUGUACGGCCAACUCCCAUGUGUUCAGCUGUUGCUAGAAAAGGGAGCCUAUUUGGAGGUCAAGGAUGCGGAGGAUGCUAUUCCCUUGCAUGAUGCCUGUGCAGGAGGAUUCACUCAAAUUGUACAGCUUCUUAUCAAUAGUACUAGUGAUCCUACAUGUGUAAAGAGAAUGUUGGAGACAGCUGAUGUGGAAGGUGACACACCUCUACAUCAUGCUGCUAGAGGCGAGCAUGUAGAUGUUAUUAGGUUGCUGCUUGCUUCUGGGGCUUCUCCUACCAAGACGAAUGUGUAUGGGAAGACCCCUGGUGACCUUGCUGAAUGUGACACUGAAGCUAAGAGAGUUUUGGAAGAGGCUGUGAUAGCAAUGCGUGGCUGCUAAGUUUUUGGAUUAUAUCAUGAACGUGCUUUUUGAAAUCAUCUUUGACCAUAUGAUUCUGAUUGUUGUUCACUUUGUGUACUUGGAAUGUUUUGUCUAGUGAUUUGCAAGUAUGACAAACUUAAUGUGUACCCUCAGUUUGCCUUUGCUCUUAUACAGAACAACAGACUGGAGCUAGAUGGUGUUCCCCCUCAUUUACAUCACAAACAAUUUAUGGUUUCAUUUUAUUUUAUUUUUUAUUUUUAGUGUAACCAACUUUUUUUAUACAUCAGAAAGGAAUGUGUAACCUACUAUUAUCCGGCAAAGUUCUUAAAUUUAGCUGAAGAAAAGCAGAUUCUUAUGAAACCAAAUUACUCAUUUACUUUGAUAGUUUGAUCACUUAUCAAUGAGAACACACAAACACAGUUUAGGAGACAUGAUUCUAUCCACAGCAUCCACUGCCAGGUUGAGUCUGGUGUUCUUCGUGCUUAAAGCUAACAAUUUUUCCCAUGGCAGUUUCAUGUUCAUGAGCAUUAGGCACUUCCAAAAUCUGGAAGACGAACAGAUUCAUCAGCAGAGCAAUUUUUUAAGAACUGAUUUCAGAGAGGUUACUCUUUGCGAGUUUGUGGCAAGUACGUGAGCUGUUGGAUUUUUUUGAUUCUAGACCAUAUCUAAACCUAAACCUAUCGAUUUGGACUAGACUUUAACAAUUCAAAUUAAACUGGAUAACAUCCCUAAGUGGCUAAGUGCUACCUGUAAGGCGAGAUUUUCAAAGCAAAUAUCAACAUUUUCUCGAGUCUUAGCACUGCAUUCAAGAAAUAGGCCCCCAAAUUUUCUUGCCAGAGCUAGCCCUUCUUCAGUACUCACUUUCCUUUCGGACUCCUGAAAGUACAUGAUCGCGACA